This is a messenger RNA of Coregonus clupeaformis (lake whitefish), 1007 nucleotides long. Its product is annotated as yjeF N-terminal domain-containing 3-like. The record is from RefSeq and is a predicted model, not a curated record. Gene Ontology annotation, cellular component: mitochondrion. NCBI's taxonomy places the organism in Eukaryota, Metazoa, Chordata, Actinopteri, Salmoniformes, Salmonidae. The transcript has 7 exons. Gene Ontology annotation, molecular function: NAD(P)HX epimerase activity. The coding region runs from base 116 to 853 and encodes 245 amino acids.
GGGAGCUGGCCAGUUUGACUUUGGAGUAGCUUCCCUCGCCGAUUGUCACCCCCAAUUUGUAGCCCAUCCCGCGCAGAACUUUCUCCGUGCACAUUUUCAAAAAGACUGCCAAAAGAUGAACCACAGCUCGACUGAACCGGCAGAGACCAUCGAGCUACUGCGGUAUCUCAGUAAAGUGGAGACAGCAGCCAUUGAGACAGAGCUGGUGAGGGACUACAGGUUUGGCCAGCAGCAGCUGAUAGAGAUCUGGGGGCAUGCCUGUGCCAUCGCCAUCACCAAGGCCUUUCCUCUGACCUCCCUGGGUAAGAAGCAGCCAACAGUGUUGGUGGUCUGUGGUCCUGACCAGAACGGCUCCAUCGGCCUGGUGUGUGCCCGCCACCUACGCAUAUUUGAGUAUGAGCCCACCAUCUACUAUCCCAAACGCACCCCUCACACCAUUCACCAGGACUUCACAGUUCAGUGUGAGAAGAUGGACAUCCCAUUCCUCUCCUAUCUCCCAACAGAGGUGCAGUUGAUCAACGAUGCCUAUAACCUGGUGAUCGAUGCCAUCCUGGGGCCAGAGACUGACCACACAGACGUGAAGGAGCCCUACGCUGGCAUCCUAGUCACUCUGAAGCAGGUCAAGAUCCCCAUCGUCAGUGUGGACAUACCCUCAGGUUGGGAUGUGGACCAGGUGACCUCAGAUGGGAUCAACCCAGACGUCCUGAUCUCGCUUAUGGCACCAAAGAGAUGCGCCACCAGUUUCACGGGGAAGCACUACUUGGCGGGACGCUUCCUGCCUUAUGACAUCCAGAAGAAAUACGAUCUGAACCUGCCAGAAUACCCAGGCAUAGACAGUGUUAUAGAAUUGUAAAAUCUUCUGUACACCCUCACCAGUCCUCAUUUUGGAUAAAUAUGGAUAAUAUAUUCACGUUUUGUAUUUUAUAGAUUGUUACUGUGCUUUAUUGUUCAUGUGCUACAGUGCUAUGAAAAAGUAUUUGCCCCCUUUCUAAUUUUCUCUACUUUUG